Messenger RNA from Moneuplotes crassus, 564 nucleotides. The record is from the annotation of a GenBank genome assembly. NCBI's taxonomy places the organism in Eukaryota, Ciliophora, Spirotrichea, Euplotida, Euplotidae.
AUGGAAGAAGUCAGACUCUCUUCAACACAAUUUGAAGGAUAUCAUUUGGCAAUGAGCCUGUAUAAGGUGACUGAUGAAGCAAAUGCAGUGAAAGUCCAAGAGCAGCUUCAGAAGGCUGUAGCUGAGCAUAAGGAUAGUUUCUGAAUUAUUAAUCCUGAAUUUGUAGUCACAGUGCUUCAAGUCUCUCUUGGGGUACAUAAAGCACUGCAUCACUUGAAACACAACAAGAUGCGAACUGAGAGUUUGAAUACUGAAAUCUUGUAUAAUCUGCACCCAGCUCAUACAAUCACAAAAUGUCUUGACACAAUGGGAUUAAAGAGCAUUAAGAAGGGGUUCCUAGCAGUGAUUAUCUCUAAGGAAGGACAAGAUGCACCCCUGAUACCAGACCUCGAACAUGUUGAAAGGCAGGACAUCAAUGACCUCUCAGACUACACAGAUGUCGUCAAGAUGAAGGAGCUUUAUGACAUCCCUGACGAAGUCAUGGAGUUCGAAAGAGGAUUCUCAAGCGAGGUAUACAGCACAUUGGCUUUGAAGAAUAACUAGAUGUUUCAAUAUGUGCAGAUG